AUGAGUGACAUAGCCCAGGUGGGGAAUCUGUCGGGCCUGAAUGCUAACACUCGCUCUCUAAGCAGGCUCACAGAAAGUAAGGAAGGGGAAUGGAGCGAGUUGGAUCAGGCAGAACUCGAACGAUGUUUCAUCGAGACUCAACAGAGUUCCGCCACGCCAGAGUCAUUAUGUUUUAUGUCAAUUCUCGGUGGUGUGCAGAUAACGACGCCGUACAACGAAACGCCGAUAUUUGGUGCCACCGAAACGAAUAAGACAUCAUGCAGUUCCACACAGCCCAACUCCACCGUCGCAUGCAGCUUGCCACCCGUGUGGUAUGGGUUGCCAAGGAGUACUCCCAACACUUCAUUUAGACUGGAGCCGUUGCCAGAAGUGGCUAUGGAUUCCCUGCAGGAGAAGAAAGGAGAGAAAAGGACAUGGGUGGAUCCUCUCUCGUCUUCCACUUUGAGAGAUUCACUCCGGGGAAUGCAACCGGUAUCUUUACAGAAUGAGACAAAAGGAUCACAAACGGAGGCGUGGAAAUCCAAUCCGGUGCAACCGUUGGAAGGUCAUUUGCAGAGCCCCCAACGCUGUAAGCUUGGGACGUGUGGACGCAACGAACUGCCCGUUUCCCCAUUGGAAGCCCUGGCGCGAUGUGGGUGUCAUCUCAGUGCGUACGAGAAGGAGGAAGUCUUGGGGUUUCAAGACGUGUACUACUGUGGGGCACACGCCAAGUGCGCAGCUCUGGCUUCUAUGCCUCCCAGUGGACUGAAGCCAGCGAAGAACGAGCCUUCUCCUCUGUCCUUUGAUGAUCACGAUCAUAACUAUCGCAUCAUCCCUGGAGACCAUGUGGGAUACCGCUUUGAGUGUAUGGACGUUCUUGGCCGUGGCACGUACGGGAUUGUGGUGCGAGCUCUUGAUUAUGCAGCCCGACCCAUACCAAAACAAUGUGCACUGAAAAUAGCGAAAAAUCUUCCCCGUUACGCCGAAACAUUGAGGAGGGAAGCCGACAUAUUGGAUUUUCUGUGGCACAACAAACCAGAGGCGAGGAGGUGGAUCCCGCAGGUGUUGACACGUCUGACAUUCCGUUCACAUGAAAUCCUCGCGAUUCCUUUAUUUGGACUGGACAUCAAGGAACUGCUCCGGGUAAAUCUUUUCCGUCCGAUGCCAAUGGCACUCACGCGGGCUAUGACGGCUCAAAUGGUGGUUAUGCUGCAGCUUCUCUCAGAUGCCAACGUCACUCACGCAGAUCUAAAGCCAGAGAACAUUGCGCUUUUUGAUCGAAGCUUGUCCGAUGUAACCUUUCCACCCGACAUUCAACGACAAAUUUCUCUGGAGGAGCAAGAAAGGGAUGGUACUAAACUGGAUGAUGAUGGUGAUGAUCGGGAGCACGACAGCCCUUUGUUUCUAGAUUCAGUCAACAGUUUGUUUUCAUUGCAUACGAGAGGGAUACCUGGCAUGGCAGCUUCUGAGGAAAUAGAAAAUGAUGGGGAAGAUGACGUGGUCACAUCACACAUAGCAAUACUUGACUUUGGUGCAGCCCACGUGGGGAAAUCAUGUGUCUAUCCUGCGCAGAGUACUUUCUAUCGCGCCCCGGAGGUGGCACUGCAGCUUCCCUACGGCCCCGCUAUUGAUAUGUGGUCACUUGGCUGUGUCGUUUACGAGCUUGCCACGGGCGUUCCUCUGUUUGUUGCGGAAUCCGACAAAGAACUUCUUCAGCGACACAUUACAGUGCUCGGUAUGCCCCCACCGGAGGUGCUUCAGAGGCUUCACGAAAUGCGCACUUCGUCUGGCGACGUGGAGGAGAAAAAGGAGGAGGAAGAAGAUGGGAAAAUGCGGGACCUUUUCGCAUCUCUACAAGUUGAACGAACACCGAAUACCGAACGCCCUUCCGCGCAGGUCCUUAAUCUCCUGCAGCUUCUUCACAUUCAAGAGAGGGAAGAGGCAAUCAUAUCUAAUAAACAAACGCAGCAAAUGCGACAGCAAAAGAACCAUACCGACACGCAUCUUGCCAAGGAAGCAUACCCCUUAGUAACGGCGACGUCCCCUUCAAGAUACGAUGGAGAUGAUGACGACGACGCCGGAGAGACAGUAUCGACACUGUUGCUUCUUGACUUUCUUCUUGGAUGCCUGACGUGGGACCCGGAAGAACGCUUGACACCUGACGAAGCCAAAUGUCAUCCGUACCUUGUACCGUGCUUCAAGGAAGACUUUAUGCAAUGUGACGAGAAGGCAACACUGUUGGGAACGCGCAGUACCGGAAUGUACUACUUGCACACGCACGCUCUCACACGUGGUGAGGUGAGAAUUUUGGAAGCUGCGGAAAGGGAGUACGCCCAACGCCGAGCUAAGGGAAAGGUAGUGACGAAUGGGAUGCAUCCAUUGAUGCGUUUGAACGUACGCCAUGCCAUUCAACCCCUUCGCCGCUUUACUUCGCAGCGGUUUGGUGAUGAUACGUCCGAGACGCCACUACGUGUCUCUUGCAGAUCCAUUCGACCAGUGAGAAUUGCGGUGGGGGACUGCCUGCAACCGUAUACAACAAAAUUCUUUGAUCCGAUCGAACAGGUUGAAGUGUCUAUCAUGUAUUUUGAUGAAAUUUGA
Trypanosoma cruzi is the source of this 2577-nucleotide messenger RNA. Its product is annotated as protein kinase domain, putative. The coding region runs from base 1 to 2577 and encodes 858 amino acids. NCBI's taxonomy places the organism in Eukaryota, Euglenozoa, Kinetoplastea, Trypanosomatida, Trypanosomatidae. Gene Ontology annotation, biological process: peptidyl-serine phosphorylation; peptidyl-threonine phosphorylation. The record is from RefSeq and is a predicted model, not a curated record. The transcript has a single exon. Gene Ontology annotation, molecular function: protein serine/threonine kinase activity; ATP binding; protein serine/threonine/tyrosine kinase activity.